AUGAUUGAGUAUCAUUUGAUUGUAUUAGUACAUGGAUUAUGGGGUAAUACGUCCCAUUUCGAUUACAUUUCAAAGGCUUUAAAAGAGUAUGCAAGGGAUAAUUGGGGCAAGGAUCACGAAGAAUUGCUUGUUUACACAACGACCCUUAAUGAAGGAUUUAAGACUUAUGAUGGCAUCGAUGUAUGUGGAUUUAGAGUGGCUCAAGAAAUUGCUGAUCAAAUAGGAUGCUUUGAAAAUUCUAGCUCUAAAGGAAGGAUCACAAAGUUUUCGAUCGUGGGAUAUUCUUUAGGUGGAUUAAUAUCCAGAUAUGCGAUAGGUUUACUAUACCAGAAACAAUUCUUUAAAAAGCGAGAGAUACAGCUCCUAAAUUUUGUAACUUUUUGUACACCUCAUGUAGGUGUCUUAGCACCUGGUCGCAAUAUGGCUGUCAGGUUAUUCAAUUCAACGGUACCAUGGUUGCUGGGCAACACUGGUAAACAAAUGUUUCUUAAGGAUAAAGUUACAGUUGGAGUUGAUCAAUCCAAUAAUGGUAUGCCUUUAAUUCAUCUCAUGAGCCUAGAAAAUACUGUGUUUUAUCGAGCUCUGGAAAGUUUCAAGUACAAAAGUCUUUACGCAAAUAUCAUCAACGACAGGAGAACUGCGUGGUGGACUUCAGGAAUUUCACUCAAUGAUCCAUUCUUCAAUAUUGAUGAGUAUAAUGGUGUCGAAGUUUUCCAGUACAUCCGGGGUUUUGAUACAGUUGUGUUGGACCGUAAUGAAAUGAUCGUGGUUGCAAAAGCAGCAGAUCCACCGACCAAGAAUUCUAUUCAAGGCGAUUCCCAGGCGGAAAGUGGAGAUGAGGAUUCCAUCAAUAUCUCUGAUAAUCGCGAGGUUCGUGAUUUUUAUUUUUUCAAUUACUGGUUAAUGAAAAUUGGCAAGUGGAUAUUAGUUAUCGCUAAUCUGUUGAUAAUUGCUCCAUUGUUAUUUACGUGGAAGAUAGUCCACUCUCUUGCCGAAAUGACAAUCUCAACGAUACGAGUUACUAGGUUUGUCAAUAAGUAUUCGCAUCAGCUGCUUCAUGAUUUCUUUGAGAUUCUACCUUCGCCAGAUUCCGAUGAAAUCCUAUCUGCAAAUGAUUCUAUUGGAUCUGAAUCAGAUGUUGAAGCAGAUGAUCUGUAUUCGGUUCGCACCAGUUUGAGUCGGACUUCGUCCAACCACUCUAAUUUUGGUGGUAAUGGCUCGUUUCCACUAGAAUAUGGUACCUACUUAGGUCUAGAAGAGUCUUUGAAUGAUCAGGCAGAUUAUCUGAUCGAAAGUAUUUAUGAUGCCAUUGAGAGAAAGAAUACUCACACCGGUUUUGUAGAAGAAGCCCCAUCAAACUCAACUAACAUUGACGAGGGGUCGCUCGCAGUAACGAUUCGCGAACUAGAAAGUCAACCAUUUGAGCAACUGGUUGCCAAGCAUGGCAAAGAAAUGAUUAGCCUUAUUGAGAACCUCUACUUGGAUUUGUCGCCCACCCAGGUGGCCAUAAUCAACUCGUUGAAUAAGUUGCAGUGGAGCAAAUAUCCAAUUUACAUCCGCAAAACUCCAAGUGCCCACGCAUGCGCAAUUGUUCGUCAAUUGGAUGCUGACUUUGAUGAGGGAAAAAUUGUUGUUGAUCAUUGGAUAAGGAAGGUUCUGCAAAGGAAUUAA
Molecule: messenger RNA, 1671 nt
Organism: Torulaspora delbrueckii
Lineage: Eukaryota; Fungi; Ascomycota; Saccharomycetes; Saccharomycetales; Saccharomycetaceae
Product: lipase ROG1 family protein
Exons: 1
Coding region: 1-1671 (556 amino acids)
Molecular function (GO): monoacylglycerol lipase activity
Source: RefSeq, a predicted model, not a curated record